CCAUAACAUUCAGUCAAUUAGGUUCCUACUCCUGUAAAACAAGCACACACAUUACUUGCGUUUCCAGUUUAUAUUUCUACAUUUUUAAUCGGCGAUAUUAAUAGAUGAUUCCUCAGAAGAACUGACCUAGGGCAUACAAAUUCUAAAAUACCACAAGUAUACAAACACAAAAUGGCGGAAUCGGCAAACUUUCUUUUCGAUUUGGUCAUCACCAAUCUGAAUAUUUUUGGCGUGACGAUCGAGGAACCCAUCAAACUUCUGGUGGAAACCAAGGUGGCUGGAAAAUCAGUGAAGGUAACGUCCAGCCGAAUCAAUGUCGACCAGUUUGUGGCCAACAGGGAGUUGGAGCUCACCAUGGAAUCUUCGACAUUGCGACAAAGUCUGGAGGAGAAGGGCUUAUCUUUGUCGGGCGUGUACCAGGGGUCAACUCUGGGCAAGGCUACUGUGAACUUCCCCUUGGAGUUUCUUGACAGGAUCAGCCCCACGAUGAACGAUCUGCUGCACGUGGAUACAGUCGAUCUGGUUCGUCGAGUUGACGUAGUCGGAACGGUGAGCGUUUUAGUCCGCUUGACCAUAAAAUGCGAGGAGCACCCAGAGCCGAAGCCCUUAAGGCAAAGCCUUUCCCGGACCAGCAAAUCAUCGGUGAUACUACCGAAGAAGGAGAAAAGCGGACGAGUGAGCUGUGCUAGCCAGGGCCCGACCUUCAAUCCUCAGGAUGUCAUGUUUGUCAUCGGCGAUCCUGAUCCCCUACUCCAAAUUCCUUCGGAGCCGUGUUCCGAACUUCCUCCCGAAAUAGGAGAUGAGCGCCUCAAUCUGGACUUGCAGCGCUACAAAAGCGUUGAAAAUCGUCGAGCAAUCUUCCCAGAUGAUGAUCCCUGUCCCAAGAAGAAACCCUCAUUUAUGCAGCUCAAGAGGCUCACCGAGGAGUACUCUAAUAUCAUCGACUCGGUGGUCAAGAAGGUCAAGCAAAUGGAUCUGCCCUCGAGCUCAUUGGCUCCCACAGAGCCACCUUCCGAUGCGAAUGCCCCAAGUCCAGUUUCCACCCAGAAGUCUCUUAUUCCUACUCCCAUGGAAGCUUGCAUACCCGUGCCCGUUAGAUCCGACUUGAUACAUGGCGUGAAACCUACUCGGUUUUGUCCUGUCUGCUUGUGCUCAAUGUCCUGGUUGCCAAAAUAUUCACCAUGCCCUCAAUGCAAUACUAAAGCAGUGCCUAUACUCCAGGGACAUCCGACCAAGAAAAUUACGGCCGAAGAAAUUGUGGCAGAGCAACUGGUUAAGCCAAAAGCACCGCCCGGAGUCGAGGACUUUUGUGACCCAGCCUGCGAAAAGGUGCGCCGCAAGAUCUGGAACGAGGACGAGUGUCCACCGUGCCGUUGUACGUGCUUCAAGGGAAGAACCUGUGCCCACUGCCGAAUCCGCAAGAUGUGCGAUGACGUGUUUGCCGCCAAGAGUCCACCGAAACCGCCUCGCCGAGUACCAAAACCCCGCUCAAGUGAGGAUUUCUGUGUGGUCAUGGAAUCUGAAGAGGAGGAUGAUCUUCCCUACCUGGCAAAGGUAUUUUCCGAGCUUAAGAAUCUCUACCAUAUCCACGACACCAAGAAGCUGUCGGCCAUCAAGGAACGCUGCGCAGCUCAGUCCUUAUUCACUAUCCGCAGCAGGCGAUCCAUCAAGGAGCUGACGGAAUCGCUAUACCCAGGAGAUAAAACCCACGACAGGGAAAGCCAUCUUCCCAAGGCGGGCCACAAAAGCUGCCUUUCACCCACAAGCAUUGUGUCCCGUCGCCAUGGCUGGAACUGGACAAAAAGCUGCGAGGCACGGAAAAAUGGCUGGCGGCCAGGAGCCAUCCUGCGAUCCUCCGGCCAUGUGAUGCGCCACUUCCUGAUGCGAAGUAGGGAUCAGAAUGUGUGUCGAAAAGUGACGGCUGACUACGAGGAGCAGCAGCGAUUUGCUCAUCCCGUGCUCAACAUUUGCAAGCGGAAUGGUGAGAUAUUCGUGACCCUUCGUCCACUGCCCACUUUGGCCAUGAAACAGAAGCCCAUCACCUUCCGGAUCGUGAAGAGCGGCUUGGCAGUGGCACUGCGUCAGAUCAAGCGCGCUCUAAAGGAUCAGGGCUUCGAGAAGUGCUCCUGCCACCAGUCCCUGAUGAUGUGCACCUGUCGCGAUGCCUUGGAAAAGGUUUACCUGAACAAGGCCCUUGAGAAAGAGUGCCAGAAGCGGCUAAUAGAGCCGUGUCCCGACCACUUGGUGCUCACCGACACGAGUGUAAGCGACAUGGAGUUCGAUCUGGAUGUGACUCCGCCAGCGGGAACCCGUAGACCGAAGAGGAAAGCCCUGAGGAACGUGGUGAAUCAUGGCACCCAGACUGCAAACAAAAAGCCACCAGCUGUAACACCUCCAUACCCAGUGACCCACAGCCCGUACUAUAGGGACUACGACUGUGCAGCAGGAGAUCGAUAUAUGGGCACAGCAUUCGGUGACAAUAUAGAAACCGUUUUCGAGGAUGGACUCUAUGGAUACAGAGGCGGUGGCCAGCAUGGCAGACCCGUCGUCUGGAGGCAUCCAAAGGUGUGGGGUAAGAAGGCGGGGGCACCACUCCCGAUUGGAACCGCUCGAGACGCCGUCGAUCCUUAUCGGUUCACCAAAACUGUUUGGAGAGGGCUGCCGCGAAAGAUAAUUCAAAAAAUGAGAGCAAAAUCAAGGAAAUAGCUAUUCUUUUAUUAAAAGUCAAA
This is a messenger RNA of Drosophila erecta, 2729 nucleotides long. RefSeq lists its product as uncharacterized. The record is from RefSeq and is a predicted model, not a curated record. Lineage: Eukaryota; Metazoa; Arthropoda; Insecta; Diptera; Drosophilidae. The transcript has a single exon. Bases 172 to 2706 code for a protein of 844 amino acids.